This is a messenger RNA of Schistocerca cancellata (South American locust), 5239 nucleotides long. RefSeq names its product treacle protein-like. The record is from RefSeq and is a predicted model, not a curated record. The transcript has 10 exons. Lineage: Eukaryota; Metazoa; Arthropoda; Insecta; Orthoptera; Acrididae. Bases 281 to 5239 code for a protein of 1652 amino acids.
UUCGCCGCCGCGUGUGUCGGGCGGAACUUGUGGCAGCUUGAGUGAAGUGAGUGCGUGUUGUGUGUGGGUCGCCGUCAACGCAGCACUGAUGAGCUGACGUCGGCGUCAUAGUGGCCAGUGACGGAAACUCCGGGAAUAAGUUUGCGCCGACUCCUGCUUCUGAGACUGCUGCUUCCGCAAAAGGGACAAGGCUCGUGUCGAGUUUCCCGCUGCCGCCGAUGGCUCUGACCGCGCUACGACAAAAUGGCGUGGAUAACGCACCGAGAACCUGGAGCGACGCAUGGACGGCGCCGGCAGGGAUAGCGGAGGGGCAGCGCCACUGACGCACACGUCGACGUCGCCUCCAGCUGCGACACGGCAUCCCGGACCGUCGACUGACGUCACACGCCACGACGAACCUACCGAGAAGGCAGCCAGCGCCGACGACGUUUCGACCCCCGAGUCGAGGAACUGUGACGAACCAGAGAAAAACCCAACAGGACGUAAAGGUGGGGUCGGUGGAGAAGCUCGAGACGUUUCGCUGCCCGAAGUCGGUCAACCUCAGGCAGACGUUACAGACGGCGGUGUGUCUACAGUCCCGCCGUUCGGCUACUACCUCCGCAGGAAGACUGCGUUCGUCAACGUCGAGAGGAUCAAGAGAUUCCUCGCCAGCUCUUUGGAGUCGUCGGAGGAGGAGGGGGAAAGUGUCGGUGUUGGUGCUUCGUCCGAGCAAAAAAAAGGUGCAAAUUCAGACGGUGGUGCUCGUGAAGAGGUUGGUGCUGCCGGAGUGAGUUUUAGUGGUGAUCAGCAAACAGAAGCUGGCUCCCAGAGUGGGUUGCCGACACAAGACCCAACUGACAGAAAUUCGGGCACAUUUGGAGAAAACAGAGAUUUAAGAUGUGAUAUAGUUACUGUUACUGAAUCGUACAAAAACUCUGGAUCAGUUAAUGGUCGUGAUUCCCAGCUUAUUGAAACUGGGACUCAGAGUGAAAAGCUCGUAGGUGAACCGAUAAGAGUAGUCGUCACUGAACGGAGCUUCCAAGAAACUUCGUGUGUAGAGAAGGAGGCUAGCCGUGAAAAGGUUGAUGCAAUUGAGAGCUGCAACAGUCCCAAAGAACAUCAAUCUCGCAUUGGGGACUCUGCUGAAACUACAUCUCCUGUCAGUGCUACAGCUGAGAGAGGAGAAGAACUGAAAUCUAGAAAUAGCAGUACAGCUAGUAUUGGAAGUGAAAAGGAGCCUGUGUUCCCACCUGCUGGACAAGAAGAUACACCGAAAGGAGGUCAGGUCCAGCAGCAGCAAGCCCAUAGAGGGUCUACCUCCUCGCCAGAAAACAGUCCAGAAUCAUCCACACCUGCUACUGGCGCUCUGGUUUCGGCCUUGAAGAAUGGCAAGAAGAAGCUGGUGAAGAGGGUGUCAUUUGCUGACGAAGGAUCAGACCGGAAAUCCCUGGUCGAAGAGUUUAAACUCAGGGAGGAAGAACCAGUGAAGCAGCAAGAAAAGAGAGAAAAGCCCUCGCCUCCACCACGGACAGUACCGGCUCCUGCACCGCGUACCGAGAAGUCGACCCCGGAAACCGCUACCGGUAGGCCACAGCGUCUAGUGCUCCAGAAGACUGAAGGCGGAGUUGCUAGGCUGGUGAGAGUAACUUGGCUCGACAGUUCCAGCCGAGGAGAGGCGAAGAAGAGGGAGGAAGAACCGGAGCUCCAGGCGUCCAACCCACAAGAGAGAUCAGUGUCCCAAGAGGGUCGAGGUCUGUCCAGUCUCGAAGACAGUCGGCAGGCGGGGACAGUGGACGGUGAGGUCGCUGCGAAGCUUCCGACAUCUCCGGCGAGGAUCUUCGUAUUUCCAGACCGGUACGCUUCGAGUUGUCCCCAGGAUCCUGGUCCUUCCGGAGGUAUCUGGAGGCAGGACAGCACACCCACCAGCGACGACGUCUUCUUGUCGCCAACCGAGGAGGCUGCAUUUGCCUCCAGUGGCAGACCGUUCAGUAGCUUUGUCAGUUCUGCCCUCACUGACAGGCCAGCAGAACCCGAACCGGUGGAUGUCUUGUCUGCGGGAGACAGCGUAGUGUCCAUUUCUGACUCGAGCCGGGCCAGCGACUCUAGAGAAAGCCUCGACACAGGUAGUGCUUCUGGGUACCCCUCCAGCAGUGAUAGUGCUUUUGUUGAUCUCGCGCCAGCAGAAGAUCCAGAGGACGAGGAAGAGGAUAGUGAGGCUGAUGAUCAACAGUGGCAACAAGACAGCAGUUCUGGGAGCAGUGAAGACGAAUUUGAUGAGAACAGUGGGUGCCCCGGGGAGCCGGUGACACAGGUUGAUCCGAAUUAUCGGGUUCCAGCAGUAAGUGGAGACCCCGAACCUGAUGGACUACCGGAAAGAGAAUUUUGGACUGAAGCAAGUGUUGUCGAAGACAGAUCUCUGAAGCAGGAUAGUGUGGUUGGAUCUGAGCAGAGAUACAGUCCCGUGGAGAAUGGUGGCUUGACUAGUGGAGAUUUGGCUACUGGUGCUACUCCCUUGUCAGUUAAGGAAGUACUUCUCUCAGGAGUAGUCAAGAGCGAAACUGGAGCAGCUGCCUCUUACCUCACUGAAGUAGAGCAGGUCGGUUACAGUGGCUUCCCUUUAGACGGGAAGGCAGUUGACUGUGUUUCGACUCAAGAGAAGUGCAUCACACUAAACUACGUGAACUUGGAGGCGGAGAAAGGUCGCGAAGUGAGUGUCGGGGACCAGAGUUUAGGUCGAGGAAAGGCCGGCUUAGAGGGGCACGACAGUUCGCAGCUCCCGCCCACACCACCACCCAGCCCAGUAGAGGGCGAGGAGUGGGAGGGCGACCCUCCAAGGGCAGGCCCUUCGAGGGCGUACCCUCUGCAGGAGGAGCAGAGGGUUCUAGAUACGCAGUGCCUUAGAGAGGCAUCCACAACGGGGUCCAAAGGCUCCAAAGAACAGUCUGCCGGAAUCUUGCCAAUACCGGAGGAAGGAGGGGAGGACGGAGGGAGAGAGAAGAGGACCGUGGAACCAGACACUGAGAGGGAUGAAAACUGUGCGAAGCAGCGACCAGAAGAGGGACAGCUCAAGAAGCAAGAGCAGUCUACGUCAUCGUCAUCGCCGCCGCCAGACACAGACCCGACGAACGCCGCCGUCUCCACCGUGCUCGUCCUGACGAAAGACGAAGUCUAUCCGGAGGAAGGCGAACGGGAAGAACCAGGAAUAGAAGACAGGCACCCUCAAGAGCGAGUGCAGCCUAGCGGAGAAGUCACAGCCACCGGAGACGCACCAACACCCCGAAGACCCCAGCAACAGGUGGAGGAGCGCAGCGCAGCCGAGACGUCCUGCGAGGAGAUGCCGGGCCCCCCGGAGGGCGAGGCCGAGGUGCCGCUGCAGAGGGCGCUGGACCACAUCGAGCAGCUGCAGCAGAACCUGUCCACCAGGCUCAGCCCCGGCGCCGUGCAGGCCAUCCGCGCCGAGCUGAAGGGCGCCAGCGCCGCCGCGUCGCCCUCCGGUCCGGGUUCGACGCCAGACAACGCUCGCCGGCGGGAGGCGUUUUUCCGCGACGGCCUUGCCGGGGCUUCCCCGGCCGGCGGCAGCGGCGGCGCCCCUGCCACCUGGCGGCGCAGCGCCGAACUGUCGCCGCCGCGCGCCGCGCACAACUCGCCGCCAGGUGGCAGCACUGCGGCGCCGCCGGGCGCCGGUGCUGACAGCUGGCGGCGCAGCGCGGAACUGCCCGCCACGACCGUCACCAAACGAGUAUUGUGGGUGGCCGAGACAGAGCCAGCGGCAGCAGAAACACCGAAGCCUCCGACAGCAGGUGACGGGGGAGCGGCAGACCCGUCAUCUCCGCCGAAGUCGGCCCGCGUCUUCAUCUCGCUCAGCCCCCGCUCCGUCGAGAAGCUCGUCUCCGGGCAGCGGGGUCCCAGAGCUGACACGAAGAGUGUUCCCGUGACGCGGCCCCAGCAAAACGGCAGCGCCGCCACCGACAGAGCCGGCGACACCUCGAGACCGGCAGGUGGCCGCGACAGGCCGGAUGGGGCUGCCGGCUCCCCGGCCGGACGGCGACCGGGGCCCCGGCCGGCGGUCCCCGCGGUGAAGCCCUCCGUGACUCCGAGGAAGGACGCCGUCGCACCAGGUCGCACUGCAGCGGUGUCCCGAGAAGAUCCCGUGCCACAGGGGAAGGCGUCGAGCCCUGCGGAGCUGGCAGCUGCGAGAGGAGGUUCGCCGGUGAAGGCUCCCGGUAAAGCACAGAGACCUGAACCCGGUGUGAAUCUGCCCCCCACUCCUAAGACAGAAAGCAAUACGCAGAAGCCAGAGGUACCACCGAAGUCCGUCCCCCAGCGAUCCAGCUUAGCCGAGGCCAAGCAGCAGAGUCCGGAAUCACCGCCCGGGACUGCCGACGUCUCGGCGUCGACUACUGUCGAGUCCACAGGUGACGACACGGACAUUCCGUACGCAGAUUCGGAUGACGAGGCGAGUGCCGGUGAGAUGUCGCCCGUGUACCAGCCCUCCACAGGGAAUCGGCCAGCAGGGGACGCGGACGGGGCAGCUGCAGCGGCGGCGAGGUCGGUGCCGCCGUCUGCGGGCCGCAUGUCGUGGACGCAGCAGCUGCUGGAGAAGCUGUCCGAGGAGGAGGACGCCAAGAGGAAGCGGCAGGCCGAGGCGCCCCGCAAGCCCCCCAGACUGGUGCGCUAUCCCGGGCAGAGGGAGGCGGAGGAGGCACAGCGCAGGGCGUCCGCCCCCACCAGCUACCACCCGCUGCAAACUGUGGGGGCGACAGACCCCGUGCUGGCGAGUGCCGUGCCGGGCACGGACGCGUACGCCGAGCUCAUCGACCGCCUCAUCGAGGACGGCAGCCCCGCCACACGGCACAGGCCGUACCGCCAGCAGUAUGGACCAGGGGGCAUCCCGCUGCGGAGACAGGCGUCGCUAGAGGAGGACAGCGGCAGCACGACCAGCAGCGACGGCGCAGAGACGGCGCGCCUGCGCCAGAAGUUCGAGGAGGAGCUGCGCACUGUGGCGGCGAUGCAGCAGCGCCGGCAGGCUGCCGACCCGGAGGCGGGAGACCGCGGAGCGGGUGCCGCGGCUACACCCCGGCCGCCCGUUCCCGUGCAGGACACCGCGCCACUGCAGAGGGCUGUCUCGCCCGUGCAGAGGGUCGCCUCACCAGCGCAGAGUGUCAUAUCACCGACGCAGAGGGUCCGGUCGCCGCCCCCGACUGAGAGGUCGAUGACCGCUCCGCGAGGUGAGCCAGAACGCUCUCCCACCGUCCACUGA